UCUCGACCCAACGACCUCCGUCCGUAACACUUUUGAGAGUUGAGACAUUGCUGGCUAGCUACUCCAACUCCAGUAGUUACCGUGGCCACACUGCUGCAUGCGUCGUCAAGCACAUAUAUAGCUGGGAGCCUGGGACUGGGAGGUGGGAGAAACAGAGGGAGCAGGGGCCAGUGGGAUCGAGCGAGCUAGCAGCGUAUAGUAGGAAGCAAACGAGGGACGUCGCUAGCUAGGAGGAGGAGGAGGAAAAUGGAGGAGGUGGCGGAGCUGGGGCACCUGCUGGUGUUCGCCUUCCUCUUCUGCUUCGCCGCCUUCAUGGUCGGGCCGGUGAUCACCGACGUCACCAUGGGGGCGCUCUGCCCCGGCCGCGACGAGUGCUCCCUCGCCAUCUACCUCACCGGAAUCCAGCAAGCUGUUACGGGCCUGGGCGCCCUGGUGCUGACGCCGGUCGUCGGCAACCUGUCCGACAGGUACGGCCGGAAGGCGCUGCUGGCGCUCCCGGCCACGGCGUCCAUCGUUCCACUGGGCAUCCUGGCGUACGGCCGGACCAGGGGCUACUUCUACGCGUACUACAUCACCAAGACGCUGACGGCGACGGUCUGCGAGGGCAGCAUGAUGUGCCUCUCCCUUGCUUACGUGGCUGACAGGGUACCGGAGGCGCGGCGCGCGGCGGCCUUCGGCGUGUUCUCCGGCGUCUGCAGCGCCGGCUUCGUCGCCAGCACCAUAGCAGCCCGCUUCCUCUCCGUCUCGUCAACGUGCCAGGUCGCCGCAUUGGCAGCGGUGGUGACGGCCGUGUACAUGAAGGCCUUCCUUCAGGAGACGGACAGCGGAGCCUCCUCGUGCAGCUACGAUGAGGAGGUCUCCCAGCCACUCUGCAUUCCCUCCAGCAGCGAGGAGCUGUCGCCGAAGCUCCCGCCUCUUCGGAAAGCGCCGUCGCUGUCAGAGAUAGCCGCCCUUCUUACCAGCAGCUCAGCCUUCUCGAGAGCGGCAGUCGUCACAUUUUUCCAUGGCCUUGGCGACGCAGGCCAGCUAAAUACACUAUUGUAUUUUCUCAAGGCAAAAUUCCAUUAUAGCAAGAACCAGUAUGCCAAUUUGCUACUUAUUAUUGGCAUUACAGGAAGCUUCUCACAGCUAACUGUGAUGCCACUUCUAGUGCCAAAGCUAGGUGAACAGAAGCUACUUAUCAUAGCACUCACAGCGAGCUGUGGGCACGCAUUCCUAUACAGCAUCGCAUGGUCAUUCUGGGUCCCUUAUCUUGCUGCAAGUUGUGUAAUAUUAAGCAUGCUGGUCACCCCAUGUAUAAGGAGCAUCAUAUCAAAGAAAGUGGGACCUUUUGAGCAGGGAAUGGUCCAAGGUUGUAUCACUGGAAUAAGCUCAACUGCAAAUGUGAUAUCUCCUCUAAUUUUUACUCCACUCACAGCCUGGUGUCUAUCAGAAGCUACGCCUUUCUACUUAAAAGGUUUCAGCCUUGCCUGUGCUGGAUUUGCAACGCUGGUAGCGCUUGCAACAAGCAUAUGUAUGAGGCCAGCUGAAGUACAGCGGCCAGAUAGGAAAUAGAUGAGCUAAAGACCACUCUGGAAGAAAAAAAAUGGUGGAUGCAUGCAUGUAAUGUACAUAGUUUAUACAUCUCUGUACCAUUAAUCUUCUAUCAUCUACUAACCACUGUCAAUAGCCAUUGUGAAGUUUUAUGUAGUUAGCAUUAUAUAUAACUUGCACGCUACUCCAUCAUGGUUAGUUGAUUAACAUGGACAGUGUGUAGUGAUGUAAAACACAUUCAUACUUGUAACAGACUUUCCUAAAUUGUUGCCUCGUUGAGAAUAUAAGGCUGAAAUGCUUGACUCCUGA
This is a messenger RNA of Panicum hallii, 1842 nucleotides long. RefSeq names its product hippocampus abundant transcript 1 protein. The transcript has 14 exons. Lineage: Eukaryota; Viridiplantae; Streptophyta; Magnoliopsida; Poales; Poaceae. Bases 247 to 1554 code for a protein of 435 amino acids. Gene Ontology annotation, cellular component: membrane. Gene Ontology annotation, biological process: transmembrane transport. Gene Ontology annotation, molecular function: transmembrane transporter activity. The record is from RefSeq and is a predicted model, not a curated record.